ACAGAGUUCCGUGUUAAGAGUCCAACUGCAUUAGUGCAGUUUAAUAUUGAUCUUCGAGAUAUUGCUGUUCAUUUUAUGUAAUACUCUUUAUUUUGUAAAGAAAAAUACAGAUUAUUGUAGGAAAAAAAAUCAAGUUUAUACCGCUUGAUUUUGAUAACACCACUGGUAAUGGGUGCCUCUUCAGCAAAUGAAGUUCUUCAUCCUUAUUGGCCACGCGAGCUUUUGAUUCCCACCUAUGUGGCUAAUGACCGAUCCAUGUCAGAGAUUCUGGCAUUUCUUUUCUCUGUUUCUGGUGCGUUUCUGUUUGUUACCUGGCUGAUUACCGGGACCUCCGGCAGGCUGGGAACGUGGAGACGCCUGGCAGUAUGUUGGUUUGCAGUUUGUGGUUUCAUUCAUGGUGUCAUUGAAGGCUGGUUCUCACUGUAUUAUGAUAUCCUACCUGGAGACCAGAGCUUCCUGUCUCAGCUGUGGAAAGAGUACUCCAAAGGAGACAGUAGAUAUGUAAUAGCUGAUAACUUUACAGUUUGCAUGGAGACUGUGACUGCGUGGUUGUGGGGGCCUUUUAGCUUUUGGGCUGUAUAUUCCUUUUUAACUAACAAGCCCUACAGAUUUGUUCUGCAGCUCAUAAUUUCAUUAGGUCAGCUGUAUGGAGCGGUCCUGUACUUCUUCACAGAGCACAGAGAUGGCUAUGCUCACAGUGAGUUGGGACAUCCAAUCUACUUCUGGUUCUACUUUGUGUUCAUGAAUGUGCUGUGGAUCGUGAUACCACUGGCGCUCAUCGUGGAUGCAUGGAGACAACUUUCAGCAGCCCAAACACGGACAGACAACACAAUGACCCAGAAGAGUAAGAGGAAAUAAGCAUCAACAGGCAGAAAGAAAUGCAGAUUCAAGGAAAUGAGAGAAAUGCAUAAAAAUAUAU
Melanotaenia boesemani (Boeseman's rainbowfish) is the source of this 919-nucleotide messenger RNA. RefSeq names its product EBP cholestenol delta-isomerase. The coding region runs from base 169 to 858 and encodes 229 amino acids. The transcript is spliced from 5 exons. Gene Ontology annotation, molecular function: cholestenol delta-isomerase activity; steroid Delta-isomerase activity; C-8 sterol isomerase activity. The record is from RefSeq and is a predicted model, not a curated record. Gene Ontology annotation, biological process: cholesterol biosynthetic process. Gene Ontology annotation, cellular component: membrane; endoplasmic reticulum. Lineage: Eukaryota; Metazoa; Chordata; Actinopteri; Atheriniformes; Melanotaeniidae.